Messenger RNA from Arxiozyma heterogenica, 2352 nucleotides. It is a transcript of the gene CUL3, whose product is annotated as cullin CUL3. Gene Ontology annotation, molecular function: ubiquitin protein ligase binding. Gene Ontology annotation, cellular component: Cul3-RING ubiquitin ligase complex. Gene Ontology annotation, biological process: ubiquitin-dependent protein catabolic process; protein ubiquitination. Bases 1 to 2352 code for a protein of 783 amino acids. The transcript has a single exon. Lineage: Eukaryota; Fungi; Ascomycota; Saccharomycetes; Saccharomycetales; Saccharomycetaceae. The record is from RefSeq and is a predicted model, not a curated record.
AUGGCUCCACUAACUGUCAAAUCAGUGAAAAGAACUCCGCCAUUAUACACCUCUUUUGAAGAAUUAUGGGAGGUUGUAAAUAACGCACUAGAGCAUAUUUUUCUAGAUGAGACGUCAAAAGUUUCUUUUCAAAGGGUAUAUCGUGCAGUAUAUGAUAUUACAUUAUUAGGAGAAUCUUCAAGGUUCUAUUCUCAAAUAAAAACAUAUCUUACCGACAAGAUGAUUUUAUUGAGAGAGGAAAUGUUUAACAAUACGGAUGAUUUAAUGAAAACAGAGUUAUGCUCUGAUAAUGUUCAUAUGCUCAAUGUUUUUUGGUUGUCUCUUAACCAACGUUUUAAAUGGAUUGGUGACCUGAUGUUAUAUUUCGAUAAAGUUUAUUGUGUGCCUAAAAGAUCGUUACAAGUUAUUGAUCUAUGCUAUUCUACAUUCUAUCAAAAUAUCCUUUCACCAUUAUCAAAUUUUUUGCUAUAUUCUGUGAUUAACACAAUAAAUCUUAUUCGAAAAAGAUUGUCACAAUCUGAUGAUUUAUCUGUAUUGUUGCCAGAAGAACAAAAUGUUAUUGAACAAGUCAAAUCCCUUAUUAGUAUGAUGGAGUUGAUAACUGUUGAUAAUGCCACACAAUAUAGUGUCUACAAUAAGAUUUUUGAAAGUUAUUUUUUAGAAAAUCUUGAUAUAUUUUUUGGGACUUCUAUGAACUGGGAAGGUACGUCACCCCUUGAGACCUUUUAUAAAAUCCAAAGAUUGAUUUCAACAGAGUAUUAUAUAUCAAAACAAUUAUUCAAUGAUGACACACGUAACAAAGUUUUUAAAAAAUUAGAAAAGGUACUAGUAGAAGAAAAAGCUACUACUAUAGUGGAUCCUUUAAUUCAGCUUGCUUUGUCAGAUUUAAAUAAAACACUAUUAAAAAAAAUUUUAUAUCUAACUAUAGACUGUGAGGAAUACCUAACCAAAUGUUAUGACUCUAUUAAAUUACAUAUAUUAAACGAUCUAAAAGAUAAUAUUCACCUUGAUACAUCUUUAAAGAGACGGUCUUUAAUGGGUGUAAAAUGGGUAUCUAAAGUGAUACAAAAAAGAGAAUCUUAUUUAAAGUUAUUAGAUAUUCAGUAUCCAAAGGGAUAUGAUGCAAGUGGACUUCUUGUGGAUGAACCAUUUCAAAAAUACCUAAACCUUGAUAAAAAACAAUCAACAGAAUUUCUUUGUUAUAUUAUUGAUACACAAUUAAAGAGACCACCAAGUGUGUCAUUGACAUUAGAAGUCAUUAAUAGUGAAUUGGAUUCUAUUAUUAAAUUGGUGAAAGCUUUAUCUGAGAAGGAUGAAUUUAUGGAAACAUAUAAGGUGAUGUUAUCGAAAAGGUUGUUACAUCAAAGAUAUACUUAUGAAUGGGAAGUAAGCAUUUUUAAAAAGCUAUCAUAUGAAAUUGGAUCCUAUUUUACUGGAAACAUUGAAACUAUGCUGAAGGAUAUAGUCAUAUCUGGUGAUUUAUCAAGAAUUACGAGGACUAUGAAUGGAAAUAAACACAUGGCCCAUCAAUUGCCUUCCUUUGAAUUCCAUCCUAAUAUAUUGACAAUGACCGCGUGGCCUUUUAAUCCAGUAAAUGAGCAAGAGAAUGAACAGAUUAUACUUCCUAAAUGUAUGCAGAUACAGUUAGACAACUUCGAAAUGGUAUAUAGAAAAAAAUAUAAUCAACGGUUAUUAAAAUGGUGCCAUCCAUUAGGGUUGGUUGAGGUUGCCUAUUGGUUUGGUGAAGGUGAAGAUUUAAGAAAAUAUAAUUUAUUGUUGCCAUUUUAUUCUGCAAUUGUUUUUCUUUCAGUUUUAGAAGAUGAUGUUGUAAGUAAUGAUAAUGAUAAUAAUAAUAGUAAUAAAGAACCAUGGACCUUGGGUAGGAUUCAGCAGGCUACAGGAUUGAGUAUAACAGAGGUAACUCGUCAACUGGUAUCAUUAUCUAUAGCACCAAGAUUCCGUAUCUUGAAGAAAAUACCAGAGGGACCUAUAAUAAAUCCUUCGGAUAUUUUUUCAAUAAAUGAAGACUUUAGAAGUCCCACAGAUAUUGUUAGGGUAAAGACUGUAAAUAUAACAUCAACUAAUGAGCCGUUGGUAAAUACUAAAUUAGGUAUGAGCGUGAAAAAGACUCUCGAAAGAGAUCGGUUUAUAACUACUAAUGCUAUAGCGGUGAGAAUCAUGAAACAAGAAAAGACAUUGACGGAAAUGGAAUUAUUUGAGCGCUGUCAAGCUGCCUUAAAAACUAGAUUCUCAUUGCAGAGUAGAACAUUCCAUCACACUAUACGGCAUUUGUUAGACAAAGAAUAUCUAGCAACAGAUCCUGAUGACUCGAAAGUGUAUAGAUAUCUAUAA